AUGUGGAUCACAGUUUUCCUGAUUCUCUUAUAUAUUCAAUGUGCUUUUCUUAAUAAUAAUAUAAUUAAAUUCAAUAGAUCAGACAGUGGUUUUGUCAAUGUCUAUAAAUGGAAUUCUACAAUGAAUACACAUAAUCCAGAGCCUGAAAAGGCGAUAGACAAUCUAGUCACUGGAGUGGAUUCUUUAUGUUUCCAUCCAUCAAAUGAAAUGCUUUGUCUUGCUUCAUCACAACGUCCAGACGCUAUUCGAUUGUAUCAUGUGAACGAAGGUCUUAUUUUUGAAAACUUCCCUGUUCGAGUUGGCGCUUUAAAGAAACCGACAUCGGUUGGAUUUAGUCCUGGCGGUCGAUUUAUGUGUGUUGGACAAUGUGAUGGUCGAGCAGCUCUUUAUGCAUUUAGUCAUUUCAAGGACUAUUGA
This is a messenger RNA of Trichobilharzia szidati, 417 nucleotides long. The record is from the annotation of a GenBank genome assembly. Lineage: Eukaryota; Metazoa; Platyhelminthes; Trematoda; Strigeidida; Schistosomatidae.